GGACAGAUUUUCUGAGAAGCUUGGCAGCUCCUUCUCUGGGAAAACCUAUAAAGGAGGAGGAGGACAUGAAGAAGAUGAAGAACGUGGGACAUGGUGCACAAAUCACUGAAUGACCAAGACUCCUGAUAAGAGGCGGCAAAUGGAGCUCUGGGACUCUCCAGUCCUGGGAGCAGCAAGAGCAGCAGCAACGACAGCAGCAGCAAGAAUGAACUGCAAGGAAGAAGAUGACAACUGCACUGACGGGAGCAGCAAUAACACGAAGAAGAUGUUAAAAUGCGUGGUGGUUGGGGAUGGUGCAGUUGGGAAAACCUGUUUGCUGAUGAGUUAUGCCAACGAUGCCUUCCCAGAGGAAUAUGUGCCCACUGUGUUUGACCACUAUGCAGUAACUGUGACUGUGGGAGGACAACAACACUUGCUGGGACUUUAUGACACUGCAGGGCAGGAGGACUACAACCAGCUGAGACCCCUGUCCUACCCCAACACGGACGUGUUCUUGAUCUGCUUCUCGGUGGUGAACCCCGCCUCAUACCACAAUGUCCAGGAGGAGUGGGUGCCCGAGCUGAAAGUCUGCAUGCCCAAUGUGCCUUACGUCCUCAUAGGAACACAGAUUGAUCUCCGGGAUGAUCCCAAAACUUUGGCUCGGCUGCUUUACAUGAAGGAGAAACCACUCACCUACGAGCAUGGAGUGAAGCUAGCGAAGGAGAUCGGAGCACAGUGCUAUCUGGAGUGCUCAGCCCUCACGCAGAAAGGCCUUAAGACCGUCUUCGAUGAGGCAAUCCUGACCAUUUUCCACCCCAAGAAAAAGAAGAAGCGUUGUACAAAGUGCCACAGCUGCUGCACCCUUGUGUGAAGUCACUUGGAAAGAAAAACGAGAUGAGUUCAAUGAAACCAAGCAGGUUAGAAAGGCAAUGAAGGUCACAUGCAACUGAAAUGGGGAACAUGACCAGAAAGGGGUCCUUCUUACCCAAAUAUAGGAGUCCUCCAUUCUGUGAAACCUCCAAGCUGUAUCACACUAGGCCAACUCAUGUCUAUGUGCUUUCCUAAUCCCCCAGAGUUGUAUGCAGCCUGUUCCCACUACUGCAGACUGCACUGAGCCAACAGAACCCAGAAUGCCAGCUCCUGCUUGACUCUUCACCUUAGGAAUAAGGUGAAGAUGGUGUGUGGAAAAACAAAGAACUAAAGGUGGUAAAAGAAACAAGAGAAACUCCAUUUGUCGCCUUAAGCAAGAAUUGAUCAAAAUUAAGAAUUUGCAGUACUUAGGAAUUUAAUCUGAAUUGGCUGAAAGCACAUGGAGAUCUGUAGACAUCCAAUAUGUAAGAUAUACACUAUAGGUAGGAUGUACUUUUAAAUUACUUUUCUUUUAUAAGACUUGCUAGUUCAGGAUAUACUUUUGUUUGUUCAAACUACGUGGCAGCAAAGGUGAAGUGAUUCCAGUUUGUUUUCACUUAAUGGUGAAACUUCACAGCAUCAGUAUGUUGCUGCACCCAAGCUACCAAAAUAGAUCAACAUUUACCUCCAGACUUAAGGAAUGUCUUACAACAAAAAAAUGCAAAUAACUGUAUUUUAACAGGGGAAUGUUCAGGCUGAGCCAUGUUUCCAUAAGCUGGGAAAGGAAUAACAGAGUUGUAGCAUUAAUGUACUGAAACAAAGAAAUUCUGCCACCAAAGAGCAUUGCCCCAGACACGAAAUAGCAGCGUGGAACAAUCUCUCUUCCAAACUGAGAACAUAACAAGACACAUUGCCAUGGCAACUGAAAAUUUACCUUAAAGAUCAGCUGGAUUUCUACAUCUCACCCAGCAGAUGAAAACCAAAAAGCCAAAGGUCAUACUGACUUCAAGUGCUUUAAGGUGAUCCAAUUGCCUUAAGGGUUUUUUUUUUAUGGAGUAUCUCAUGUAAAAAAACUCAUCAAAGUGGAGUUGUAAACAUGUUGAUCUAUUGUAGUCUCCCUGCUCCCGUUCAUUACUUCUUUCUUUGCUCCUGUUUUUCCAUCUUCAUUACUGUGAGCUGUUUAAGUUACAGCGUGGCUGCGGUCCUCAGGAGUGAACUUUCACACGAGUUGCCGAUGAUGGGCUGCAGCUGAUACAGCACUGAGAUGGGAAGUCCAGACCCUAAGGGAAGGGAAGCUGCCUGUUAGCUCUCUUUGCUGUUGAAGAAAGCGUGCCUUUUCACUAAAGCCUCUCCAGGGAGCCUGUACUUUUGCACAUCACAGCAAUACAGACGCUCAGAGGUGAACUCGAAGGGCGUCUUGUUACUUGCAUCUGCCUUCGGGUACCCCAGCGAUGCCAUGAUACCGUCUUGUUACAGAUUUCGUUGCCCAAGCAGUAAAUCACAGUGCCAGCAAAUACACAUUUCAAGAACUCUGAUGUAACUCCUUUCAAAAGCAGUGUCUGUAGUCAGCGUUUCCAGAAGUGCUAGGACUAAGCAAGUAACAGCAGUGCACCCUCCCAAUCCAGGGACACGUGCCCUGCGGCCCCCCGCACCCCACUCCAGCCAGCCCGCUCCUCUCCAGGAGCACUGUAGCGUGGCUGAGUACACACAUGCAACCAGAAAAACUCUCAUGACUAGUGGUGAAUUAUAGACCCGGUGUUACUCGGAGCAAUCAGCGACUUCAGCAGGACCACAGGAACUGCACCGUGGGGGCAGAGAAGGUAACGAGCAUGAUGCAGUGCCCAGCCCUGCAGUCACUGAGGCUUUUGGAUCCAAGCUCCUCCUUUAGCACAAAUUCUCUUUAUCAUGGACACCUACAGAAACCAGGUCUGACACCCCAAAACAUUUCCAGGUAGAAAUCAACAGUUCUCUCUGACAAACGUGAUCAAAUUCGAGGCAAAUGCCUUGUUACUGUUACCCAGCAGGCUUUCACUCACCAUCUCUUUCCCACUGCACACAAGCAUGGAUGAAAACAGAGUUGUGCUAAAUCAAAAACAGACAAAAGAAAGAUUUUCUCACUGCUGGCAUUCUUUGUGCAUAUUUUAUAUUUGGUGUUCUUAUGUCCCAGCCAUUUGCUUCAAAUGGACUGGCUGAUAAAGCACAGCUCAGAGCGAGGGCAGUGCUGAAGCCCGGUGAAGGAGUUCAAGUCGUGCCGCAGAGGCUGUGUUGCCCUCCCCACGCGUAGCAGUGAGUCCCCACAUACAGCUGGGACACUGGCAAUCAGCUGAACUAUAAUGUGUAAAGAGAUCUUACGGGAGUAUGAGGAAAACUAGAAGUGGAUUAAAUAAAUAAAUAUUUAGGGAAUGUUUGUUGGCUUAUAACAUGAGUAGAAGUCCACUGAAACCAAAAAAAAAAGGUUUCAACAGAUUUCAGAGAAAAUUAGAGAUUCGCUGUGCUGCCAUUUACUUCAGUGGAAAUAAAAUAGGAUGAUUACUUUGCUUUAGCUCAUGUAGGUUGCUGUAGAGCACUAGCCUAUAUACAAGACUCUAGUUAAAGUAAGUGAAGUCUGUUUUAGCUGAAGCGCAAUGCAAACACUCAGGUUGGAGCCGCCAGAUGUUCUUAGAGCUUCACAAAAUAGAGAGGAAAUAGAAAUCCAGACUAACAGCUGAGCUUAUCAUAAAAUAAUGAUCACACUGGAAAAGUGCAAUAUAGCAUUCUCACUGUGCAUCAGAGAAAGCCACAAAUAAUCAAAUGAUAUUUUUGUGUGCCACCGAGUAUCGGGGUGCCUAUUAAUACUAAUGGGAUGACAUAGGGUAGGCAUAUAAAAUCAAAAAUCAAAUAGGAAGUUCUAGCAUUAGUGUAACUGCAGUGGUUUUAGGAAAAUUAACUAAAAAACAUACGGCAAUGUAGAAGUUAAAAUGCUACUGUCCUAAUAUAUUAUACUGCACCACCUUCCACAAAUCAUUGCACAGUGGCCAAAGCAGAUAGAAAAGUAUUAACAUGCAUGCAAGAAAUGUUAAGACUAAUCAGGGUUUUAUUUGCACUUACAAAGCCAAGCACAUCAAGUUUGCGAGGCAGUAAAAUUUCAAGUUUUUCAAGCUAAUUGUGACCAAAAAUUGACAUCUGGGAGUUGCAAGGGAGGGAGAGUGGUCACAGUCCACUGAGAAAUGGCCUGUGCACUCCCUUUGUUUUUAAUUUCCAUUCCAACAAAAACAAAUAUUCUAAAAACAGCCAUGGUUAAUGCAGGUCCCAUAAACAUUAUUCCUGUGUUAGGUUAUGUACACACCUAUCCACAUAAUGUGGCACUUACUCAAGGAUCUGCCCUGUUACACUAUUAUUUUGGGGAGGCAGGAACAGCACAGGCCAAUAGACUUUAGAAAGAGAUUGUAGGCAGACGUAAGGAGACUCAUGGACUAUCUGGCAAUUCAUACCUAAUAUCUUUUCUAAAAGCCAACAGAUGGUGUGUGAACAGGCAGCAAAGCUUAUUUUCAGAAAUAUCAAAACACCAGACACAGUACGAGCACAGGCAUAAGGCAACAGAUAUAAACUUCAAAUUAUUUUCAGGCACCGUUAGUAACAAGAAAAGAAAAUCAAUAAAGGAUUGCCAGGUGAAAGGAGAUGGGUUUUCUCACUGUAAGAUGAGCUAGAAAUCAGACCCCGAUUUCACCUUCAAAGGAAGAUGGUUAGGAGAGUCGUAAAGGCUAUAAACCAUCCCAGGAACCUAUUUGACAAUGUCCUCUUAAUGCAACUGAUGUCAAAACGUUUCCUGACAGAACUGCCUUUGCUAAUAGUCUGCUAUCAUUUCAAAAGCACUCACAACUUACAAGAAAUCUGCUAGAUCCUGUAAAACCCAUCUCCUUUGGCCUCUUCUGAAACCUUAGUGUUCUGCUAGGAGUUGUUAACCUAAAGUUGUAGUUUCAAGCAGAGUUCCCAAGGGGUUUUCAUGCAAAUUUCUGCAAGGAGAUAUUAGAGAUAUUAGGUAUUAGAGAGAUAUCUCAAGACAUUAGAGAGUUGUUACCACAUUAAAACCUACAGAUGCCUCUGCCCUUCAGAGCGCUGCACCAGGCCAGUGGCAGUGGGGUAAUCUUGUGCUAUAUCACCACCUCCAGCAUGACCUGAAGGAGGUCCCACAAAGAUUUCCACAGUUUGUCCUGUGCCUCCCAGAGCUCAGAAAAGUUGGGGAGAAUGCAGAAACAAGGCUCUGACCCCAAGCAGGUCCAUCCAGGAGCGUUUGUUUAAUCGGGUAGAAGUCCCACAUACCUACAUCCUCCAGGAGCAGUUCUCAAGAUGAGCUCCCCCUGGUUGUCCUAUGUGCCAAAGGUUCCCAGACCUUCUCUCUCUGCCCUGUAAAUAUCUACUGUUACGGUUAUAUGUAGCUUAUGAAGAACAACCAACUACAAGCUCUUGCCUCACGUUGACUUGAAUUAGGCAUGAUGUGAAUCUUUCCCUCAACUUCCACAUGCGCUGGUACUAAUAUAAAUCUUCUUCUUGCUGGUGGGAACUGCAGAAUUCACUCCAGGUCCAAUCAAAACAAUCAUUUCAGCAGCUGUAAUUGAUAUUUCUCACCUUUUUUCUCUUUCAAAGCACUGCUUCAGUUCAAAAUAAACACAGAAUUAAAUAUAGCACUGCAUCUUAAUAUGCAAUAAAGUUAUUCCAAAUACUUUUAUUAAGGGGCUGGAUUUUGGCAGUCUUCCUCAUACUGAAGAGCAUCUUACUUCACAAAGAAUUGUCUCCAACUUCCUCAUGUCUCAUUCAAUUCCAAUUAUAUCGUUCAUGUAAAUGAGGGAGGCUGAAUAUGGCCAUUGGUGACCUGCCCUUGUAGUUCAUGUAUAACAAAAUCUCUUCUAGCUGCUCUAGUGCUGGUGGCCUGUGUCCACAGAAAAGCAGUGAUUUCCCAUUCCCCGCACACUGUACGAAUCACCUGGGGUUCUGUCAUGCUCAGCACCAAGAUCUGUCUGGUAUCUGCCAUCUCUAAGGAAGCAGGGUAGAGAAGAAACAAGAAAUGAGCUGGGAAAGGAGAUAAGCCUUGGGCAUGUGGCUACACAAACCAAGCAGGACUCCCCCAGAAACCAUCACUGCAAUGCAACUCUAGGCAAGUGGCUAAAAACCCACCCCAAGGGUGGGUGGGAAAAUCACUGUAGCAAACAGAGAGCAACAGGGAACAAACAUAUCACUACCAGUGACUGUUGACAAGGAUGCAUGGGCUUCACUUCCCAUCGACAGCAAGCUGUCAAGAUCCCAUCCAAGAUAUUGUCCCAAGACUCCAGAGACCCAAUAUGAGAACCCUUUACAGGAGCUUGGAAAAGGUUGCAGAAAUUCUUGCCAACAAUUUCUGCUGCUGUCUCCCCACAUCACACCCAAUCUCAUACACAACAAGCAAAACAGUGGCCAAUUACACCAAUGAUUUAUAUGUGUCUAGCAGAUGUAUUUUCACGAUGCAAGCUGACAUGUCCUUACAAAAAUGUCCCUCUAAUUCAUACAUGAAUGAUGCCCAUCUGCUUAUACAGCUUACUUACAGUCCAUGACCUUUUCUGUAGCUUUUUUUCCCCAGAGGCACAGCAAAUACUUCUCGAUUCACUGUACUGAAACUUCAGCUGGAUUAAAAGUAAAUUGCAAUGGCAUCAAUCUGUCUCAAGCCAGGCUUGUUUAAAAGCACAUUUGCCUUCUCCAGAGAAGCAAUCAACAUACGCUUAUGUUGGCCCAGGGACCAUUUGUUCAAUAAACAGGUAGAAUGCAGGAAUCUGGCUGCACAUGCCUUUCUCCCUGUAUUUUCCUUUUCCCUGAAGAGGAUUUGUAAUGUGUUUUGUCCUACAUAAAAAAACAAAUCUGGAAAUAACAGAACAUUUUCUUGGUUCACAACUCUAUAGGACCGGAGGAACAUCUGCUGUGACAGGAGGUGAGCAUGGAGCGACCUACAUCAGAUAACUUCUAGACACAUUUGAGCUCUACAUAAGAAUGAAGACAAAUCUCUACUAUAAAUGUUUAUUUUCCUCUAAGUGAAUAAAGACCCUCUGAAAGCAGGAAAAAGCCUCCCACUGAUUUUGGUAGUGGCUUGUGAUCUCAGCUGUCUUCGCCUAUCAAAACAAAACACGAACAGAAAUAUUUUUGCAUCGAUAAGUUGGGACAAAAACACCGAUUAGAAGUAAUGAAUGCAACAGAAUAGCAUCUACACUUCUGCUUUGAGGGAGAGCUGCAAAAUCAGGGCCCAGAGCCACAAUUAGUCAGUUUGAUCCUAAAACUUAAAUUUCAUUUUAAGAUGUUAAGGGAACGCCCAUAACUAGAAUGAAAAAUAUUUUCAAAUUCUCUUUUCUCUGUUUCAGUUAAAGCUUUCAGAAACAUCUGACAAUGUUUUCCUGGGCAGUUCCAGGAACCCCACCAGAACAGCAAAAAGAGUUAGAACCUCAUUGUAAGAGGAAAAUGAGCUCACAAACCCAUAUAUCACACAGCAACAAGCAAAAAUGAUAUGAAUUGCUGUCAAUGGUGAAAAAUCUCUUUAACUUUGAAAAUAUGUUAACAAAAAUAACUUUGAGCAUGGUCCCCACCCCCUUCCAGAAUGUGCAGACCAUAAUGCAGUGUUUGGCUGCUUCUUCUAACUAUAAUUUUAGGGUGGGAUUUUCAAAGAUGCUGUAUGUUGGUUUCGUUUCAAUUCUCAUGAAGACAAUGGAAAAUUUCAAUGGGGUCCACACAUGACUAAUGUGGAAAGCAUUUGAGAGUCUUUACGUUUCCUCCUUUUCUGCCCUUUAUUGUGGCUGACCACGCUUUGAGCACACAGAUACACUAAGCCAGGUCCAAGAAUCUUUUAUGCCUUUUGGCUGCUGGUGUGGACUCCCAAAAGAAGUUAGGCAUCUGGAGACUUUGCUGAUCUGAUCUUUAGCUUGAGCUUUGGAGACUGGAUUUAUAACUCCUCAUUUCAACCACUACUGAGGCUGAAGGUGAAAAUGAUUAUAUUAACAGUGUAAUAUUCAAGGCAAAUGGGUAUCUUUGCUGUGUUUGACACUGCACUCAUUGCUGUCGCUUAAUUUUGUCUCAUCCCAUUCAGGAUGCCAGGUUUAAUUUUGCAUUUGGUUUUGCCAAAGAUUAGUUUGAGCUCUCGCUGAUAUCAACUCUGGUAAAUUUUGACUUUGAUCGGAGGUUAAUGAAUGCAGAGUAAACAGUUGUCUCCAGUCUAGUUUUCAGAUCUUCCAACACAACAGUUAUUUGUACUGAUAACGUGUAGAAAUUUUUGUCUGAUGUCUGUCAAAGUAGUUUGGGUGUAAGCCAUAUCCAUAGUAUGAUUGUCAUAUCGUCUCUCCCAACACUCUUCCCCAAAAUAGGCAGCUGCUUUAACUGCAUUACAGAACUGGCAGGCACCGAACUGCCUUGUCAGUACGGAGUAAAUGAGCCCAAACUUUCCCCAAACUUGUAAAUAUUAAUUCAUUAAUAAGCAAUAACAUAAAGCUAUGUGAGAGGGGAAAGACACUGGCAAAGUCUUAUUCACUCAUGAGCAGAAGUGUUCUAAGGUGGUGAGCCCAGGUUGCCAGGUGGGAAAUGCUACAGAGCAAGGCAUAGCCUGGUGCCCAUGCUGCCCCAGCAAGUAUGGCAUGAGCCUGGCGAAAGGGCUCGAAGGCGCCUCUGUGGAGUCACAGCGGGAUACCUGGGGCUCAGCAGCACCUUGAGAGUGGGAGGGCUUCAAAGAAGGCUGCAGAGAGGAGCAGGGAGGUGGACCUGAACUGUCCUCGAGUGCAAGGAUAACUGAAUCCAGUUUAACCUGCUAUGAUGUUGAUGCACUAGUCGAACUUGUGUUCAAAAAAAGGGUGGACGUGGCAUUGCGGGACAUGGUUUAGCGGGCAUGGUGGUGUUGGGUUGAUGGUUGGACUUGAUGAUCUUACAGGUCUUUUCCAACCUUAAUGAUUCUGUGAUUCUGCAAAAUACAAGCAUUUCACUCAAAGAGAUUCUCUGCUCCCUUGAGAACACAAAGACAAGAAAAUUUCUUUCCUUUCUUUUUGCAUAGUACUUCAGCAAUACUUAAAAGUAACAAUGCAACAAGUUAUUCUAAUUGAGUUUGUGAAGCAGAUGUAAUGACCUCAGCACAAAUCAGGACCUAACACAUCAUCAGCCAGUUCUUAGCAAGUUAAGAAAGAGAGUCAUGUAAUUUACUUGAUGCGAGCAACUGAAUUUUUCUCUCUUAAAAGUUGCUGUGUGCAAUAUUGCUGGAGAAUGGGGCUGGUAAAACCAAAGGAUGAGUACUAAAACAUUAUGUCUGACUUUUGAGUGGUAUAUCUUUUUUCAAAGAUUAACCAAAUCUUCAGAAUUCAUGUCAAAGCAAUAAAAUUUCAAACUGAGGAAAUUCAGUUUUCCAGCAAUUAUGUUUUGCAUAGUUUAAAAAUCAUGUAAACAGUAUUAGUUUCCUAUUUACAGCACAUGAUUCUGUACGCUUUUGCUUAUCCACUUUUAAACAUGUAAUUAUUGUAUAUUGUAACUGCACAUUAAUAUCGUCUAUUGUACAUAGUUUAUUUUAACAAAAUAAAUGUAUUACUAAG
This is a messenger RNA of Gavia stellata (red-throated loon), 9386 nucleotides long. It is a transcript of the gene RHOJ, whose product is annotated as ras homolog family member J. The transcript is spliced from 7 exons. The record is from RefSeq and is a predicted model, not a curated record. Gene Ontology annotation, molecular function: GTPase activity; GTP binding. NCBI's taxonomy places the organism in Eukaryota, Metazoa, Chordata, Aves, Gaviiformes, Gaviidae. Gene Ontology annotation, biological process: small GTPase-mediated signal transduction. Bases 110 to 850 code for a protein of 246 amino acids.